Molecule: messenger RNA, 732 nt
Organism: Penaeus vannamei (Pacific white shrimp)
Lineage: Eukaryota; Metazoa; Arthropoda; Malacostraca; Decapoda; Penaeidae
Source: RefSeq, a predicted model, not a curated record
AUGAGCAGCCAGAUUAUUCGUCGGAACUACCGCGCGACGCCCACGUUCCGCCCACACUCCCCGAGCGGCGGAGAUGCAGACUUCACGCCUGAGAGCCCCCGCCCACGCCGCGCACUGCACCGCCGUCAAGCACCGUGCGUUGCUUGCACUGAGAUCAGCAGAGAGCUUGAGAUUUCAGUUUCUCGCCGCGUGGAAUCGUUUAUCCCUCGACAACGCCCACUCGGCGGCACCGCCCGCCUGCCCUCCGCCCCUAAACCAGUAAGGAUCGAGGCACGGGACGCGGAGCCCACCCCUUCCCCGCGCGUUCGUGUCCCGAACGUGUUCCCAAGGACAGACAGAGUCCCGGCAUCGGCCAGGGUCGGUCCCGCGUCCCCGAGGCUGCGUCCGGCUGGAAGGACGCGGCGACCAAAACAAAGCCAGGCGGCGUCGCGAGCCACGAGGGAUCCCGGGCUCAUAGCAGACGCCCUCCGAAACCCGUCCCCGCGCGUCCUUAUACGGGGCCCACGAGGAAUGAACCAGAUCGGGAACCCGCCCACACCUGCAGGCCGGCCGCAACAGAUUCAGACCGCGACCCAACCUCCUUACAGCGACCGUCGGAACCCCCGUUGCGGCCGCGACGAAGACCCGAAUGACGCCGCAGUGCGUACCAACUGGAAAAGCCGAGGCACCGGCCGCGCGUGCCAUCCCAGGCCUCCUCCCGCCCGGACUGCCCACGCCUUGCCCUCCGCCUAA